UAACGCUACUUUCUAUUUUUAGAAAGCAGUAAUGAAAAUACCUGCUUUAGCCAAGGAAAUAGAAUUUGCAGAUGUUAAUAAUUUCUCAGAGAGAUUUCUUAAAGCGGCAUCUGUAAUAAAGAAAAAUUUAUCUCUUUUUCAAUCUGUUUGUGACCAUGUAGAUACAAUUACCACUAUUAUUGAAUACUUAAGUGAUAUUGGUGCAAAGUUAAAACUUGACAAACACGAUGAAUACGAGAAAGAUGACAUAGUCUUGUUAGUAAUAUUUACACUGCUGAACAUAUAUGAUAUACAUAAAGAACAUGUAAUACAGCUGUUUUUGGAAAAUGCCAUCAUCAAAAAAUCUGUACUGGAUAAAUCGUUACAAUAUAUAGAUUUGUUAAGUGGAGUUAUAACAAAUCACACCAAUGAAAUAAUACUUCUAGCGGAUUCAGAUUUGUAUGCGGUUAUUAGUUACUUAAGGAAUAAAAAAUAUAUUUCGUCGUCUUUAAAUAAAAUUUGGGUUCAAGAACCAAUAAGAGAAAAAUAUUUAUGGCUCAUGAAGGAAUAUCUGAAAGAUUCAAUUAAUUAUCCCAUUCGUAUAUUUCGAACAAAGAAUGAAUUAUUUACACCAGCUAGUACAUCUUAUAAAAUGAACAGUAUAUCCAUAUGGACAGAAGAUAUUGUAUUUGCUAAAAACUUAGCAAUGUCUUUAAAUAGAGAUGUUGUGUUUAUAAAUUCAUACAUGGACUUCUACGGUGAUAUUGUACUUUUGCCAUAUACAAAAGUAUUUGACAAAAUGUUACAUAAACAGUGCAACUUUACUCUCGACAAUUGUAGAAAAACAUUGAGUGUGGACAGUAAACAUCCAGUUUUCAAUUUAUUUUAUGAUGGUAUAUGGCAACAGCCUGUAAAAGGUACAUAUUGGAUACAUAAUAAUUGUCAGAUGGCAAACGCAACAAGUGAAGAUGUUAAUAGAUGCAUUAAGUCAGCCGAAAAAGGAUUCAAAAUUUGGAGUACUAAGUCUGUCACUUGUAGAACGCAAAUUUUAUCUAAAUUUGCAUCUAUAUUAGAAUGCAACGGUAAAUCUGAUUUGGCAACUUCAAUGUCAACAUGGAUAAAAAUGUAUAAAUAUGAAAAUUUUUCAUUCUGCUCACGAAGUGAAGAAUUAGAAGUAACGAAAAUUCCUAAUCCAAAGGGCGUUAUCAUUUUGAAAGAGGAACAUGAAAUUCCUUUAUUUACUCGAAUGAUACAAAUUUUAACUGCUGGCAAUUCUGUUAUUGUGAUAAACAAUACAAAUUCCUGUAAUCUAACAUCAUAUUGUAACAUAUUUUCGGCAGCUGCGAUACCUCCAGGUGUUAUAAAUUUGUUGUCAAAUGAGAAUAUGCAAGAGUUAGAAUUAGCUUUAUGUGGAACGGAUUAUGCAAGCUAUGCAAAACAAUUUGUUCCAAUAAGUCAGCCGAGGAAUCAAGAAAAAAUGUUCAUGAACUUUACCACACCCAAGCAUAUUAUACUUCCUCUUAAAUAGUUGUAAUAUAUGAUAUCUAAUGUUUGUGACAAAAGUAUACAUAUAAACAUUAUAUGUACAAAUUUA
Messenger RNA from Wasmannia auropunctata (little fire ant), 1573 nucleotides. RefSeq lists its product as uncharacterized. Gene Ontology annotation, molecular function: oxidoreductase activity, acting on the aldehyde or oxo group of donors, NAD or NADP as acceptor. Lineage: Eukaryota; Metazoa; Arthropoda; Insecta; Hymenoptera; Formicidae. The coding region runs from base 32 to 1507 and encodes 491 amino acids. The transcript is spliced from 8 exons. The record is from RefSeq and is a predicted model, not a curated record.